Messenger RNA from Fusarium musae, 1140 nucleotides. RefSeq lists its product as uncharacterized. The coding region runs from base 1 to 1140 and encodes 379 amino acids. Lineage: Eukaryota; Fungi; Ascomycota; Sordariomycetes; Hypocreales; Nectriaceae. The record is from RefSeq and is a predicted model, not a curated record. The transcript has 2 exons.
AUGCUGGAGCUCAGGUCGUUUAGUCCUGUACGCCGCAGUCUUGACUUUACGCCAUUUUGUUCAGAGAUGGAAUUACCAAGCAAUUUUUACGAAUACCACUUCAGACGUCUUGGUGCUGAGAUCUGUACUAUUGUGUUAUCAGCAUUCUCCCCCAAAGAGGAACACCAGGCUCCUCGAACGUCCCCGUGGCUAAGAGACUAUCCGGAAGAAUUCAUCAGAUAUGUUGAGCUUGUAGCUCAUAUGGACGCACGCGCAGGGAAAUGGGAGAGACUCCUUCGUGAUAGGGGUGAGAGGACGAACCUUCUUCAAGCUAUCAUUUUCAAGGCUCUUGACAAUCGAGUCUUUUCACGGCUGUUGUUUGGAGCCAGUUCCAAGCAUGAUGAGACAUUGCAUAAUUCCGAUAUUGCACUCAUCAAUGAAGAAGCGAGCAGAGGGGAGCCCGACUUGUUUUGGAGACAGGUCGACAAGCUAGCCACCGAGGUUUACUUUCUGUUACUCCCCGUCUACGAGUUCACGGUCAGUUUUGAUGGCUAUGAACCUAUUUCCAAAACGAAGUUGUAUCAGCUACUGCACGAUGUUAUUUCAUACGCAGGUUGGCUCAGCGUAGGACUUCGCAUGUCAUCAGCCAUCUUCUCAUUCAACUGGCUCAUACCUGGUGAGCUGUACGCACUGAACCAAGUGAGCACCUGUCAACAGGCGUACCAGGCUUCAAAGGAGGCAGCUCAGCAGCAUGAUAUGCGGUUACAGGAGCAGAGACCUGAAAGAGAGAAAAUGAGCUCCAUGGCCAGAGUCAAGAUAUCGGUCAUUCCAGAGAUCAUUCAAUACCGGCCAUAUCCUAAGGACUCGAAUGUCGAGGGCAUUGACUCUUACAAAAUGAUGGAGCCGCAUGCGGUACAUUAUCAAGGAUUGCUAGAAGAACACGAUGAGAACAGGGUAUUCAUCAGCUUGCCAGACUACAUCAAGAAGCUACGGGAUAGAAAUUGCGCACCACGCAACGCUGCCCUGGUCAUAAUGGUCACUAUGUUGAUCUGUUUGUGGGUUCUUUAUACCACCUCGGGGCAACAAACCUGGCAGAAAGCCAAGGGAUGGGUGAUUCCGGCGCCUGCCAAGCUUAAGAAACCAUUCUGGAGACUAUGGUAG